GUCUGAGGGCGUUUUUUCUAGCUUAGCACCAGAGAUUUCUGGGUGGUGGCUGCUUGUUUUUACAAGUUUGGAAUUCCACCAAGUUAUUGUUGAGGACACUGAUUUGAGGGAAUUCUCCUAAUUUACAAACUAUCGUAACUUGGGGCCUCCAAUCGAGGCUUCAAACCUUGUUUUUCCCCGUUGGAGUAACAAAAGAGUGGUUUACCAGCUAACCGAUAAGCUACUAUUUUAGCUAGCUAGCUUGCUAGUUGAGAGAGGCUUCAGAUGCAGGCCAUCAAGUGUGUUGUAGUGGGGGACGGAGCUGUGGGUAAAACAUGCCUGCUCAUCAGCUACACCACCAACGCGUUCCCCGGGGAAUACAUCCCCACAGUCUUUGACAACUACUCUGCCAAUGUGAUGGUAGAUGGGAAACCAGUGAAUCUGGGUCUAUGGGAUACAGCAGGACAGGAAGACUACGACAGACUCAGACCACUGUCCUAUCCACAAACGGAUGUGUUUUUGAUCUGUUUCUCUCUCGUGAGUCCUGCCUCCUUUGAAAACGUCCGUGCCAAGUGGUACCCAGAGGUGAGACACCACUGCCCCAACACCCCAAUCAUCCUGGUGGGCACCAAGCUGGAUCUGAGAGACGACAAGGACACCAUCGAGAAGCUGAAGGAGAAGAAACUCACCCCCAUCACCUACCCCCAGGGCCUGGCCAUGGCAAAAGAGAUUGGAGCAGUAAAGUACCUGGAAUGCUCAGCUUUGACACAGCGUGGCCUUAAGACAGUGUUUGACGAAGCCAUCCGGGCGGUCUUGUGUCCCCCGCCCGUCAAGAAGAGGAAGAGGAAGUGCUCACUACUCUAAACGCUGCAGACAGGAAGGAGGAAGUCACACUGCAGUCUGAGCUCACCUGUUGGUUGGGGGGAGGAAGAAGAAGAGGGUGGGGGAGUAUCUUAGGAGGAAGGGGGAGGAUUCUACAAAAAGUAUCCAGAUGUCAUUUUUUUAGUACAUAGUACUUAAAUAUGAUUGAUUUUAUUAUACAAAUCCUAGAAUUAGAGCUUUGUGAAAUUCCUGCUGCCUUCUAAAAAAUGUACUUGUUUUUUUAUGUUCCUGGAAGAUAAUACUAAUUGCUCUUUUCAAUUUUUGUCUCUUUCCACUCUUCUCAAGAGUCCAUAUUGUUUGUUUACAGACUUCAAUCAAUUGUGUAGAAUUGAGGUGUUGCCAAAAUUCCUACCGCAUAUAAUGGUCAUCACUUUCUAGUAGCUCCAUGAACACUAAAUGGAAUGAUUUCUUCUUAUUCUUGUGUUUUUUCUCUUUUGUACCAGAUGUGCGACCAUCAUUUACUAAAUCUUAAAAGAAUGUUUUAAAUAGUUCAAGAGAAAUGGAAGUAAACUCAAAAAAAUUAAAAAAAGCAUAGUGUUGUAGUAGUAUCGUCUAUGUUCUAUAGUCAUACUCUAUGUAGAUCAAGUGAAUUUAGAUAAAUCUUUUCUCGUCAGGUGGAUUUUAUCCAUCCUCAAAUAAAUCGUCAAAACAACUGUCAAUAAUGGAUAAUAGCUAUCACUUUAUACCUAGGUGGAUUAAAUGCUUAUUAGAUCCAGCUAAAUAUCCACUUACAGUACUUGGUGCUCCCCCUUGAUCUGAGAAAAUAUCCAGUAUUUUACAUUCUACAGGUGUCUAUAGAAAAUAUGUAUAGGAGAACCUGUUAGUCAGAAAGAGGAUGGAGAAUGGUUCUUUAUCAGACCAAUUUAGAUGGAUCCCUCUUGUUGGAUUAAACAACGGUUUCACAAACCGUGUUUUCUGUACAUAAACACAAAAUACAUCCAUCGUACGAGUAUUGUUAGUAAUGGAACUGUAGUGUGUAGUCUGUCAGCUUUACACUCCAAACACCUGCGUGCGUCAUAACUUUUUUGUUAUAGGCCUGUUUGUUAUACGGUAGAAUCUAGGCUUGUAUUCAACUUCAUUCCCUUUAAGAACUGAUUCUGUCAGCAGUUGCCAUCUAUCCAGUCCUUUACAAAGGUCUAGUUCUAGUGUGAAGAAUCUGGAGUUUGUUUGCUACUCGAAACGUAGUUGUCGUGAACUCGUUUUAACAUUAAGCUUUGUCAUCAUUAACAUCAUGAUGCUAUGUAAACGUCAUCAGAGCUACCUAUUACUAGUCUGGGAAACGGUCUUUUUAGCGAACAUUCCACUCCUUGCCACUCCUUCCAUUUGGCCGAUGGCAGGAGUGGCAAUGAAUGGAAUGUAAUAGCUGAACAGAGACUGCAACCAUGCUAACCUAUGACUGUAUCUCACUAAAAACUGAGCAAUUUAAAAUAAUUCAGAAGAAGUUGAACUGACCAUGUGUUCUUUGUCUGUUAUACUGUAGCUUAUAAUUGCUGUAUUUAAAAUAUACAGUAGUUCAGUGAUAUACCUACCAGUGACUAUUUUCAAAGUAUUAUUUUUAAUUUGAACUGAGUGAGGCUGUUGUUCUGAGCUAUUACCAGUGUUAACGGCACAAUGAAAGAAAUGAUACACUUGAUUUUUCUUCUGGCUAAAUGUGGUUUUAUUUUGACAUGAUAAUAUAGUAGUUCAUCUGCUGAUUAUUUUUUUUUAAGCCAAUAAAUUCAUUUAAAAUCUC
This is a messenger RNA of Coregonus clupeaformis (lake whitefish), 2593 nucleotides long. RefSeq names its product ras-related C3 botulinum toxin substrate 1. Gene Ontology annotation, cellular component: cytoplasmic vesicle; plasma membrane; dendritic spine. The transcript is spliced from 6 exons. The record is from RefSeq and is a predicted model, not a curated record. Gene Ontology annotation, molecular function: protein kinase binding; GTP binding; GTPase activity. Lineage: Eukaryota; Metazoa; Chordata; Actinopteri; Salmoniformes; Salmonidae. The coding region runs from base 265 to 843 and encodes 192 amino acids. Gene Ontology annotation, biological process: small GTPase-mediated signal transduction; regulation of cell shape; regulation of actin cytoskeleton organization.